This is a messenger RNA of Cynara cardunculus var. scolymus (artichoke), 345 nucleotides long. RefSeq names its product putative non-specific lipid-transfer protein 14. Lineage: Eukaryota; Viridiplantae; Streptophyta; Magnoliopsida; Asterales; Asteraceae. Bases 1 to 345 code for a protein of 114 amino acids. The transcript has a single exon. Gene Ontology annotation, molecular function: lipid binding. Gene Ontology annotation, biological process: lipid transport. The record is from RefSeq and is a predicted model, not a curated record. Gene Ontology annotation, cellular component: membrane.
AUGGUGAGUUUAAAGGCGGUUUUAGGUGGUUGGUUGUUGACGAUGGUGGUUGUGAAGACCGUAAUGGCUGUGGAUUGCCUCACCGUGGCCUCCCUCAUAUCCAGUUGCUCGGACUUUGUCAAGAACGGUACACCAUAUCCGUAUCAAGGGUCCCCUUGUUGCGAUGCCAUGACCACUCUCGGCUAUCUUGCUUAUGCUGAUUUUAAUCUACGCUCUAUGUGCUUGUGUUUCAUCGGUAUCAUUACUUCCUAUGGUUCACGUGCCGCCAUUGCCGUUGGUACUUUGCCGGGUUUUUGCGGUGUUUCCUUUGGCUUUCUCGUCGAUCCUGAAACUGACUGCCGCUAG